Messenger RNA from Tauraco erythrolophus (red-crested turaco), 624 nucleotides. NCBI's taxonomy places the organism in Eukaryota, Metazoa, Chordata, Aves, Musophagiformes, Musophagidae. The record is from RefSeq and is a predicted model, not a curated record.
GACACGGAGGUGAUCUGCUUUCGGGAACAUCUCUUGCCCUUUGUACAUGGCUACAAGGAGGGCCAGGACCAGUACAAGGGUCAAAUGCUUCAAUACCGCGGGCGCACCGAGCUGCUGAAGGAGGGCCUCGCCAAGGGCACUGUGGACUUGAAGAUAUUCCAUGUUGAACUGGCUGAUGGAGGGAAUUUCACCUGCUUUGUUCAACAUGGCUCCGAUUAUGACGAGGCUGUGGUGGAGCUGAAGGUGACAGCCGGCGGCUCUGCCCCGCUCAUCGCGCUCGAACGCUACCAGGACGGGGGUAUCCGGGUGGGCUGUCGCUCGGCCGGCUGGUACCCGCAGCCCCAGGUGCUGUGGCAGGAUCCCCGCGGGCGGCAUCUCCCAUCCCUCUCGGAACGCGUUACCCAGGACGAGCGCGGCCUCUUUGCAGCGGAAAGCAGCAUAAUCCUCAGCAGAGGCGUGAGCCAGCAGCUCUCCUGCUCGGUCCGACAUGCCCGGCACGGCCACGAACGGGCAUCAGCUUUGUACAUAUCAGAUCCUUUUUUCCAGAACGCCCACCCUUGGAUGACUGCCUUUGCUGUGGUCCUGGUCGCUGCGGUUGCUCUCCUCGUUAUCGCAGUUUAUCUA